Nerophis lumbriciformis (worm pipefish) is the source of this 3687-nucleotide messenger RNA. It is a transcript of the gene evc, whose product is annotated as evC complex member EVC. Gene Ontology annotation, biological process: smoothened signaling pathway. Gene Ontology annotation, cellular component: plasma membrane protein complex; ciliary membrane. The record is from RefSeq and is a predicted model, not a curated record. Lineage: Eukaryota; Metazoa; Chordata; Actinopteri; Syngnathiformes; Syngnathidae.
UCACUUUUCCCCAAAUCUUGAUGCUCCGAUGUAAAAAAUGUCGGAGGCGGAGACGGGCGAGUGUGUAAGGGAUGUUUCGGUGAGUUUAGGCGAGUCCCAGCAGGUUUACUCCGGGCUGCUGACCCUCGCCACGGCGUGCGGAGGACUGAGUGGAAUAUUAGCUGCUGUCCUUUUCUACGUCUUCUGCCUGAAGUCUCUCAUUCUGACGCGACAAGGUCUCAAUGCCAGGAGGCUCCUGGAGCCCGAGGAUGGAGACGUGGAAAACAUGACCAGCCAUCGUGGCAGCAACAACAGAAAGGAAACCGCCACGACGAAUGACAAAAGAAAGCAGGUACCUGUAAGUAGUGACGUGGCAGCAUUUGCGUCCAAAGCAAAAGUGGUGUACCCCAUCAACCAAAAAUACAGACCUUUAGCAGACGGCGCCUCCAACCCUUCACUACAUGAGUGCUCCAAGUUAGCAACAACGCCAAAGGAGGACUCGCCCUCAUCCUCCACAGACGAAGAGUCCCUGAGCCAAGAACUGGACAAUGACGACAGCAGCCAGUUCAUCUCCUCCUCAUCGGUACCCAAGAGCCUACAGAACCAGAGCUUCGUCAGGGUGUCCCACUACCCCGACACUCUGACGCAAACAGGGUUCGAAGCUCGGAUUAACCUCCACUGUUUGGCCCUGCAAGAUGUGCAACAGCUUCACUCUCAACUUCAAGAGGAAAAAUAUAUUAUAUACCUUCAAAUGGUGAAAAAGAUAUUUUGCAGCCGUUUUCCAAAAGACAAAAAUGACGCAGAUUUCUCCAAGCAAAUUCUUCAAAUGCAGCAAAAGGAAGUGGAGGAGUUGAGGAAACAGCGGCCACGCGGCCGUGCCCCAAGUGAUGACAAUGCCGACGCUCCUUGUACUUUGGAGGAAAUAGAGAGAGCCCAAAAAGAUUUUCUGGAACGCAACCUUCAAAUGUCCAAAGAUUUGACCAAGUGUGUUGAAGAGCUCUGUCAGCAUGUGAUGAAGAAGACCAGCAGCUUCACGGUGAAUGAAGCCCGUGACGCGACUGCCUCUCUCAGCGAUGCUCUUCUGUCGCUGGAGAAUCAUCUCAUGAAAGUACAAGAGGGAGAACUCAAGCGGAUCCACCAGAAGUUGUCGUGGUGGGAGGAGCUUACGGGGCUCCUCCAAUCCCAGCCGGCCUUGCUACAACAGGAAGUGUUUCUGAGGCAGGGUUUGGCGGCGACAACAUUGGAGCAGAUGACCAGCGAGGACGUUUUGACCUUCAGUAGCAUGGAGGCGGUACUCUCAGAGGUGCAGCACGCACUUUCAGAGGGCCUUCAACAGUGCAGAGAGGAUUACGCAAGCAAAACAAAAGAAUUGGUGAGGGAAAAGUGCAGCAAAAUGGAGGCCAAGCGAAAGAAGCUUUGCAGAAACCAAGCCAAGGAGAGGAGUCACGCACUGGAGCUGAGACAGACUCAGAGUGACCCACAGCAGCUGUCAAAGGAGUACCAGGAGCUCUUGUUAAAACAAAGGCAGAAGCUUUGUGACUUGGAGCUGCAGCAGGACGAGCGUAUGGCCGACAACCUCUGUAACCUUUGGACUAAACUGCGCUGCAGCUGGUCAAAGAGGCUCGGCGAGAAAGCCAAGGACAUCUUUUGCACAUCUCUUCUUGCUCAGUCCCAAGGGUCUGCCCAACACUGUCAGACGCUGUGGCUGGAUGUGGAGCAUCAGCUAACAGCACAGAAGGAGCAGUUGGAGAGAACCACCAAAUCGCAACUGGAUCAAAUGCAGGCUCAGCUGGAUCAGGAGCGACAGGUAUGGACUGAAUCAAUGGCUCUCAUGCAUGCCAGCCUCAAACGUCUGAGUAACCAGCAGAUGAAGAUUCUACGGACCAUGGUGGUCAGACAGAGCUACACACUUAAAAGCCAAGUGGGGACGCUGCUGGAGAAAAAACACGAGCACCUGCUGGUGUCCGUGCAGCGCCACUUCAUAGCCCGACACUUCUGCCUGCAAGUGCUCAAAGAGAUGAGGCUGGCCAAGCUGAAGGUUCUCUCUCGGACUGACUUUGGAGCUCUGCUGACGCAGGACCCUGCCACGGUCCAGUCCACUCUCAAGAGCAGCAGUGUGAGCCUAGCAGAGAGGCAUCUGGGCCCUGAGAGCCAACUGGUGACCCACAGUUUCCAGCAAGAGUUUUUGUCAGAGCUAGAAACUGGGACUGAGCUUCUUCAGAACCACGCACAGCUGCUGCUAGGCAACGCCCUGAGCCACGCCAUCCUAGAGCAGAUGGACGGCCAGGCCUCAGACUCACAAAGCAGCUCCAGAAAGGGUGACGGCUUGAAGCACCAUCUCAUGGAGGCCGCAUCUGAAAGUGUGUACCUGACCAGAGAUUCUCUUGCCGCCCUCGUCCAGAGCUAUUAUUCUCGCAUGCAGGAUAUUGCCAAGAAACUGCAUACACAGCAGCCCAACAGAAACCUUGACUCGGCUGAGCAGAACUCCAGCAGCAGUCUGCUGAGAGAGCUGGAGAACUGGGCAAGGAAACCCACCUCUGCUAAGUUCCAACAGAGAGUGGAGCUCCACAAAAGGAAGGUGUUAGAGCAGUGUGAUCUGAAAGCGGAGAUGGUGUGCCAGGAACUGAGACGGAGAAAAGUAGCCCAGGAUCAAAGCUUAGAAUGGACCAAUGGACAGCUCCAGGAGGCAGAAACAAGCUUCAUAAGUGAGCUGGCUGCCUUGGCUCGGGUUUCUCUCCACAGUCCAGACUCAGACUCAGAACCAGAACCCAGCCAUGAAGACCACAUGACAGGUAAUCACACCUUCCAUAUAAGUACUCAUGCUGGUUCUAGUAACCUCAUCAUUUCAACAGGGGAGGGCAAUACCUCGCUCAUGGACCUUCUUGCCAGGAACCCAGCCCUAGAUCCAGCCUUGAAUCCAUCGCUGACUCCAACGGUCGUCGCCCCGCUCGUCAAACCAGCAAACAAGAAGGAAAAAGAGCGCAAGUCUCAUCUCAGUUGACACCAGAUUUGCAGCAAUAGUUUUGUCACUUUAAUCUUACUGUAAAUGCUCCAAAGACCACCGAGUCUCCUACAGUCCACAGGCACGUGUUCUACAAAAAACAUUAACCAUCUCUCAAGGACUCUAAUCAACACAGGACAUUCUUACAACAAAGUUCAAAAUCUUAGUGAUGUAUCAGAUUGUAGGUGGGUUUUUUUUACCCUUCGCGUUCAUAUUUCGCUGUGUUUGUUGCGUUUCGCUUGAUUGUAAAAUAUGUCGAAGGAGGGGGGUGACGUACAUAUGUUGUCAAUAUUCAAUGUUUUAUCCUUAAUAGUUGUCAGGUUCAAACACUGAUGACAUCUAUUAAACAAGACAAGAGGCAAAGAAUUACCGUAUUUUCCGCACUAUUAGCCGCACCUAAAAACCACAAAUUUACUCAAAAGCUGACAGUGCGGCUUUUAACCCGGUGCGCUUUAUAUAUGGAUUAAUAUUACGAUUCAUUUUCAUAAAGUUUCGAUCUCGCAACUUCGGUAAACAGCCGCCAUCUUUUUUCCCGGUAGAACAGGAAGCGCUUCUUCUUCUACGCAAGCAACCGCCAAGGUAAGCACCCGCCCCCAUAGAACAGGAAGCGCUUCUUCUUCUACUGUAAGCAACCACCCGCCCGCGUAGAAGAAGAAAAAGCGCGCGGAUAUACCGUACGUUUCAUUUCCUUUGUGUGUUUACAUCUG